This is a messenger RNA of Dimorphilus gyrociliatus, 2849 nucleotides long. NCBI's taxonomy places the organism in Eukaryota, Metazoa, Annelida, Polychaeta, Dinophilidae. The record is from the annotation of a GenBank genome assembly.
AUUCGACUGACUGACCGUCGGGCUGGCAGCAUGUCACAAUAUCUAAUGGAAUUAUGAUGAGCAGGGCGGACUCCAGUUGCAUUCCUAAGCCUGUCGUUUAUUUAUAAGGAUAUUCUUAUUCUCUUUUUUCAAUAUGCUUGGCGAAAGUGUUAAAAGAAAAGCUCAGAACAUUCGCUGAUCAGAGGCGGCGAAUGUGUACAGUGUAAGCAAAUCGUAUAUAGGCUCGAAUAUGAAAGGAGGCCGAGAUGAAAGAAGAACGUGCGCGAAGUUCAUCUCUACCGCCUUAUCGGCGACAAUCACGUCUUGAAACGAGUCGACCUUACAAUUAUCGGAAAUCGGGUGGAGGAGAAAUCAGUGAAAAUCUGGCCGAUAUUUCCGGACCUCUAACAGAGCAUGCUUUACUAGUCGCUCUGCAAAAUAGCGUCUCAUCAAAUAGAUGUUGCACUAAAAUCGGAACGGUGACGGUGGUCUUGAAUAGGCGUCAACGCCAACCGCCCCCACGGCUUUUGGAAGUAACGCCUGUUUGCUCCCAUCUGCGAAAUGUCGUUGACGAAGCUGUCAAUCAGUACUUCGAUACGGGUCAGAGUCAGACGAUCAUUUUAAGCGGAUUAUCGGGAGCGGGAAAAACGGACGCGUGCCGCCGAAUACAACGCCAUUUUUUGGACAUUUGUGGCGGAGGUAAAGAAACUGAUGUUUUUAAGCAUUCUUCCGCCGCAUUAACUGUUCUACACUCGCUUACUACUUGUUCAACCCCUCUAAAUCCUCAUGCAAGCCGAUUGGGUUACUAUUUAGAAAAUCAAAUAACGAAUGGUGCUAUACAAAAGUUGCGAGUAACUUGCUAUUUCUUUGAUUCGUCCCGCGUUGUACGUCUACCUCCUACUGAGCGCAACUAUCACGUCUUCUAUCUUCUUCUAUCAGCACUUUCCAACUCGGAAAAAGCUAAAUUCCACCUGCAAGGAUAUUCGGCGAAUAAUUUGUGUUAUUUAAGUGCCGGCGACGUUAGAACUUUUUCGCCUGAGGAUAAUGUUCAAAGGCUAUCGGCUUGGACGGCCGCCCUAACCGUUCUUGGCAUACCCGUGGCUGAUGUCCUUCGUAUACUUAGCGCAGUUCUCCUGCUAGGAAACAUAUGCUUUAGCGAUGGACCAGACUCUCGCCCUAUACUUCGGGGUGAACAAGAAUUACAAUCUGUUGCCAGUUUACUCGGCUUAUCCUCUUCUUCAUUAAAAGCUGGUUUGACCACUAUUAUGCAACGUGUUAGGAUGCAAAAAGUCUCCUCAAUAGCUGACGCGGCGGCGGCGAAUUCUAUUAGAGACGCGCUAGCGGAAGCCCUUUUUGCCCGAACAAUAACAGCGGUAGUGAGGAGGAUCAAUUGCGCCUCUCGCCGAACCCCUCAAACUUCAACAAUUAACGCAACGACAACCAGUGACAGUAGUCAGGAUUCGAGCGAACAAAGCGUUUCGCACGGUAAAAUCUCACCGGUUGCCGCUACUAUUAGCGUGCUAGAUUUUCCGGGUUUCGAGAAUUUCCGCACCAAUUCAGCUGCUCAAUUGUCUAUGAACAUCGGUGCCGAAUCACUUCAGCAUUUUUAUACUACUCACAUUCUCGCUCAACCGCGAAGGGCUUGUCUUGACGAACAAUUGCAAACGGAUAUCGCCUUCUACGACAAUAGUCCUGUUCUACAGGUGUUAACAGCUCCUCGAACGGGCAUUAUAAGCCUACUCGAUGCUCAUAAUUCCAGUCAAAUGACAGCUAUACGAGAAUUUAUUCAGGAUGUUAGAUCUCAACACACGGCAACGAACUUUGUAUACGAACCUACUGAAACAAAUGCCGACUUCGGAAUAAGACACUUUGCCGAACCCGUUUCGUAUGAUGCUGAAACUUUAAUUAAACAAAAUUCUGACAAUUUACCAAGUAGCAUUGUUAAUAUGUUUUCAACCUCCUCAUUUGGGUUUGCGGCCCAUCUGUUCACCAAUGAAUUGAAAAAUAUGAAUGGAACAACUUCUUGCCGAAUUUGUCCGCCACCUGAUGUUCGUAUUACGAGCAGAAGUUCCGGAUUAUGCCAAGAUGCCUACGCAUUUAUACAAUACGUGAUGGCAAGUGCUAAGAGUGGUUACCCGCAUUUUAUUCAAUGCUUGAGAACCUCGGGGAAAUCGGGCUUUUCGAGAGAACUGGUGGCAAAGCAGACUCGUGCUUUGCAGCUGCUGGAAACUCUUCAUGUUAUGAGUGAUGGUCUUGCCCAUAGAAUUCGCCAUUCAGCUUUCAUAAAUCGGUUCCGUAUUUUAGCUCCUCGAGAUUCAAAAAUAGGAGUGCGUUCUAUAUUGGAAUCUAUAAUUGAUUACUCUAAGGGCACAAGAUCGUGGUGUGCAGGGAAAAAGUACGUCUUACUUAGUGAAACUUGCCGCAAGCGCUUGGAGGAGGCUCGCUGUCGCAGACGAAAUGCUGCGGCCACCAUUAUUCAAGCGUAUUGGAGACGACGUCAAUGCCUUAAGCGUUGGCCGCACCUGAAACGACAUUUAAGGCAGAGACAGAAACCUGCGAUAGUCCGUCGACGACAUCAUUCUUGGAGCGAAACUCCCCCUCCAGCCAUACCCUUACAACGCCCAUACACUAUUGUGGAUGGUAAGAAAGUUGGAUUUCCCCAACAAAGAGUAAUGAAGGAGACUUACAACACAAAUUACGGAGUUUCGUUAAAGCAAGGGCAAGGCAUUACUGUUGUUGGACAAGCAAAACAACCAGGCUACGUGCUUGUUCAAGUUCCCUCUAAGCCAUCUGUACCUGUACCUUUUCAUUUGACAAACAUUCGCAGAUCAUCUAGCGCAACUAAUCUCUCUCUUCCCAUUGACAUUUAA